AUGAAAUUGUCUGUUCUCGUCUUGUUCUCGGUCCUCAUUGCCAGUGCCACCGCACUGCCCCAGCCGGACAAAACGAUUGCGAAACGAGCGACGCCGACGCUCUACCUCGCUGGUGACUCUACUAUGGCGAAGGGCGGCGGAGGAAACGGGACCGAAGGCUGGGGUCAGUACCUCGGGUACUCCAUGAACAUCCCAGUUGUCAAUGACGCUGUUGGCGGCACGUCCGCGCGCUCGUACACGGACCAGGGCCGGUUUCAAUCCCUCGUCGAUACCGUCAAGUCUGGCGACUUCGUUGUGAUCGAAUUCGGGCACAACGACGGCGGCUCGCUUAGCACGACCGACAACGGGAACACUGACUGCUUCGGGGACGGUAACCAGACAUGCAUCUCCCCCACGACCGGCGAGACCGUCCACACCUUCGUGUACUACGUGGAGCAGGCGGGCAAAGCGCUCCAGGCAAAGGGCGCAAACGUCAUAUUCAGCAGCCAGACGCCCGAUAAUCCCUGGGAGUCGGGCACGUUCGAGUAUACGCCGUCGCGGUUCGUCGGAUACGCGCAGGAGGCGGCGGGCAACCUCAGCGCAGCGUACGUCGAUCACGGCCAGUACGUCGCCAACCGAUUCCAAAGCCUUGGCCUUUCGAUCGUGGAUUCGUUUUUCCCGAUGGACCACCUUCACACGAGUCCGCAGGGCGCGGAUGUCGUGUCUGCGGCCUUCGUAAAAGGCGUGCUAUGUGCGAACGAUGUUUUGGCGGCGCACGUCAAGAACACGACAGGCAGUGUUCCAGGCUCCUGCAUCUGA
Messenger RNA from Dichomitus squalens LYAD-421 SS1, 798 nucleotides. RefSeq names its product SGNH hydrolase. The transcript has 2 exons. The coding region runs from base 1 to 798 and encodes 265 amino acids. Gene Ontology annotation, molecular function: hydrolase activity, acting on ester bonds. The record is from RefSeq and is a predicted model, not a curated record. Lineage: Eukaryota; Fungi; Basidiomycota; Agaricomycetes; Polyporales; Polyporaceae.